This is a messenger RNA of Colletotrichum karsti, 1299 nucleotides long. Its product is annotated as exoglucanase 1 precursor. The transcript is spliced from 7 exons. Gene Ontology annotation, biological process: carbohydrate metabolic process. The coding region runs from base 1 to 1299 and encodes 432 amino acids. The record is from RefSeq and is a predicted model, not a curated record. Gene Ontology annotation, molecular function: hydrolase activity, hydrolyzing O-glycosyl compounds. Lineage: Eukaryota; Fungi; Ascomycota; Sordariomycetes; Glomerellales; Glomerellaceae.
AUGCGUCAUCUUCUUCACCCCCUCUUCCUGGCUCUACUGGCCAAGGCCCAGAAGGUAGGCGACCUCCAAGAGGAAGUCCACCCCAAGCUCUCCUGGAAGCGCUGCACCUCCAGCGCGGCCUGCGAGACCGUCCAGGGCGAGAUCACCGUCGACGCCGAGUACCGCUGGCUGCACCUGGUCGACGACUACCACAGCUGCUUCGAGAACCAACAGUGGCAGGCGGACCAGUGCAACAGCACGCAGUCGUGCACGGAGCGGUGCGCGCUCGACGGCGCGUACUACCCGGGCUACGGCAUCGCGGCGACCGGCGACGCGCUGUCGCAGAGCUACUACACGCCCAUCGAUUUUGGUAGGAGCUUCAACUCGCGCGUGUUCCUGAUGGAAGGGGGCGGGGAUCGGUAUCAGACGUUCACGCUGCUGGGGAACGAGCUUGCUUUUGAUGUCGAUCUGUCGACGAUGGCGUGCGGGUUGAACGGGGCGUUGAGGUUUCUUGCGAUGGAUGCGGAUGGCGGGAUGGAGAGGUUUCCUGGGAACGAGGCCGGGGCGAGGUUUGUGGGAGGUCAGGCCAACUUCGAGGGUUGGACACCCUCUCCCUGGGACCCUGUUCGCGGCGAAGGGAAUCUUGGGGCGUGCUGUCCCGAGUUCGACGUAUGGAACUCCAACUCCCAAGCCUUCCAGACGACUUCGAAGCUUUGCCGAGCCCGCGUCAAUUCGUACACGGUCUGCGCCAACGGCGAAUUUUGUAUGCUUGAGCGCCUUCCCAUGUGCGACAAGGACGGCUGCGAUUACAACCCCUACAGACUGGGCGUGACGGACUUUUACGGGCCGGGCAAGACGGUUGAUACGACCAAGAAGUUUACGGUUGUCACGCGUUUUGCCGCGGACAAAAUCACCAAGUUCUUCGUCCAGGACGGCGUCAAGAUCGAGACUCCUGCGCCUGCGACUGCUGGCAUUCCCGACGGCGAUGAUCUGAGCAAAGAGUAUUGCCGGGCCAAGGCUAGCGUCUUUCAAGAGCGAGACUUCUUUGAGGAGUUUGGGGGGUUCUCUCGGCAGAGUGAUAUGCUGAGUCGACCUAUGGUUAUGGCCUUGUCCAUUCAAGAUGACUAUUACGCGUGGAAUACCUGGCUUGAUUCGACGUACCCUGCCAAUAGCGGUGAUUUUCCGGGUCGCACUCGAGGUCCUUGCCCGUGGGAGCAGAAUGAUCCGAAUAGCCCGGAUAGGCAAUUGGACUGGUACAAAGCUAAGGUUGCGUGGUCCAACAUUCGGUUCGGUCCAAUCGGUUCUACAGUGGCUGUUUAA